UCCUCCUACGAGUUACAACCCCACUAGUACCACCGCUCUCUAUUCUUUAAGCUCACUCACAAGCUUAGCGCUCCUCCAACCCCUUCACCUUCUUCUUCUCUCUCUACCAUUACAGAUCAACAAUGGGGAAACCCACUUGUCUAACCCUACAUUUCACUUUUUUCUUCUUUUUUCUUUGUUUCUAUCUUACCAGAGCUUCUACAACCCCAGAUUUAGAACAUCUAAUGAAGUUCAAGGCCGAAUCCGACAUAGCCAACAAGCUUACCGAUUGGAAUAAGACUACUGACCCAUGCACCUGGAAUGGUGUUUUCUGCAUCAAAAACAGAGUUUCGCGUCUUGUUCUUGAAAAUCUUGAUCUCCAUGGCUCUUUUCAACCUCUAACAUCUCUUACUCAGCUUCGAGUACUUAGUCUUAAAGGAAACGGCUUUUCAGGUCAGCUACCGGACCUAUCUAACCUCACAGCUUUGAAACUUCUAUUUCUAUCUCACAAUAACUUCUCCGGUAAUUUCCCACUGUCUGUGGUAUCUCUCUUUCGACUUUACCGUUUGGAUCUAUCUUACAAUAACUUUUCUGGUAAUAUUCCGGACACACUCAACCGUUUGACCCACUUGUUGACUCUUCGACUUGAAGAGAACCGGUUUACCGGCUCCAUUACCGGUUUAAAUGUCCCUACUUUGCAGGAUUUUAAUGUUUCCGGUAACCAACUUUCGGGUCAAAUACCCAGAUCAUUAUCGGGUUUCCCUGCAUCCUCUUUUGUUCAAAACUCUGGUCUUUGCGGAUCCCCAAUGCAGACCUGUAAAGAUAUUUUAUCGGACCCGACAAAACCGGGAUCCACCGGAGCUAUUGCCUCUCCAGUUCUACCAGGAAGUAACCCAACGACCGUAGUAUCAUCAUCUCCAAGCUCAAUACCGCCGAACAAAGCAGCAGCCGCUGCAACCACCACCACCACCCACAACAAAACAGCCAAAAUAAGCCCAUUAGCACUAAUCGCCAUUAUACUAGGCGACGUCUUAGUAUUAUCCAUUGUCUCUCUUCUCCUCUACUGUUAUUUCUGGAGAAACUACGCAGCCAAAAUGCGAGACGGGAAGGGGUCGAAGCUUUUAGAAACGGAGAAAAUCGUUUACUCUUCAAGCCCUUAUCCAAACCAACCGGGUUUCGAGAGGGGUAAAAUGGUCUUUUUCGAAGGGGUAAAGAGGUUCGAAUUAGAAGAUUUGCUAAGAGCGUCGGCAGAGAUGUUAGGAAAAGGUGGGUUUGGAACGGCGUACAAAGCGGUUCUGGACGACGGAAAUGUGGUGGCGGUAAAAAGACUAAAAGAUGCAAAUAUAGGAGGGAAAAGAGAGUUUGAGCAGCAGAUGGAAGUUCUUGGAAGAUUGAGACAUCCUAAUUUGGUUAGCUUGAAAGCUUAUUAUUUUGCAAGAGAAGAAAAGCUUUUGGUCUAUGAUUACAUGCCUAAUUGUAGCUUGUUUUGGCUGCUCCACGGUAACAGAGGACCAGGAAGAACUCCACUAGAUUGGACCACAAGGCUGAAGAUAGCAGCAGGAGCAGCCCGGGGGCUAGCUUUUAUCCACAAUUCAUGCAAGUCACUUAAACUCACCCAUGGUAACAUCAAAUCUACAAACAUCCUCCUUGACAAAUCCGGCAAUGCACGUGUCUCCGACUUUGGCCUCUCUCUCUUUGCAUCUCCAACCGCCUCCGCCCCAAGAUCUAACGGCUACCGAGCUCCUGAAUUAUCACCCGACGGUCGGAAACCAACCCAGAAGUCCGACGUGUACUCUUUUGGAGUCCUGUUGUUGGAGUUGUUAACGGGGAAAUGCCCUUCUAUAGUUGACUGUGGUGGGACCGGAAGUGGAUAUGGUGGGGUCGUGGACUUGCCUAGGUGGGUCCAGUCUGUGGUGAGGGAAGAAUGGACGGCCGAGGUGUUUGAUUUGGAGCUAAUGAGGUAUAAGGACAUUGAAGAGGAGAUGGUGGCGUUGCUGCAAAUUGCAAUGACUUGUACAUCUCCUCCGCCUGAUCAACGGCCAAGGAUGAACCACGUAGUGAAGAUGAUUGAGGACAUACGUGGGGUCGAAGUGUCGCCGUGUCAUGAGACCUUUGACUCGGUGUCGGAUUCGCCUUGUAUGUCGGAAGACACGUGUGGAGCUAGCCAGUGAAGACGUGGAGUUUAUUUAAUUAUAAACUGUUGAGAUUUGGUGUAAAUGAAGGUGGGAUUUACUGUUUCCUGCUUUAUUAUUUGAUGAGAUCUUUAACUUUAACCACAGUUUCUUUAUUUAUUUUCUCUCUUUUUUCUUUUU
Molecule: messenger RNA, 2291 nt
Organism: Jatropha curcas
Lineage: Eukaryota; Viridiplantae; Streptophyta; Magnoliopsida; Malpighiales; Euphorbiaceae
Product: leucine-rich repeat transmembrane protein kinase family protein
Biological process (GO): protein phosphorylation
Molecular function (GO): ATP binding; protein kinase activity; protein binding
Source: RefSeq, a predicted model, not a curated record